This is a messenger RNA of Racocetra persica, 143 nucleotides long. Lineage: Eukaryota; Fungi; Glomeromycota; Glomeromycetes; Diversisporales; Gigasporaceae. The record is from the annotation of a GenBank genome assembly.
GUCCGUAUUUUCAUCAAGGUCUUGCAAUCGCAGACAGAUUUUGUAAAACAUUAGCAGAGAUGCUAUACAAAGUUCAAUCCGCCGUUGAAACUAUAUCCAGGAAUCCUAAAUUAAUAAGGGCAUGGGUUAAACAUUUACCAAAU